AUGGAACUACCAAACAAACUGCGCUUGGACAGGUGCCCUAUUUUGGCGGCAGCCUUGUUAUUACUACCUGCGUUGACGGUUUUAUGUAAUGACAUUCUCAGCCUGAAGGUGGCAGGAGACCCGGUUCUAAACGCAAACUCGGUGUGCUUGCGCCUGGCUGGCCUCAGUAAGCGUCAGAUGAGGAUGUGCGUGCGUCAACCCGACGUGACGGCCUCCGCUCUGCAGGGCAUCCAGGUGGCCAUCCACGAAUGUCAGCAACAGAUGCGGGACCAGCGGUGGAACUGCUCAUCCCUCGAGAACCUCGGCAAGCUUUUGUACCACAGCAACAUCCUCAACAGGGGUUUUCGUGAGAGCGCUUUCUCGCUCGCCCUGCUAGCAGCAGGUGUGGCACACUCUGUGGCCUCAGCCUGUAGCAUGGGCAAGUUGGGGGCGUGCGGCUGCGGGGGUAAGCGCCGUCAGGAUGAUAACAAGCUCAGGUUGAAGCUGCAGCAGCUGCAGAUGCUGCAGAAGGACGGCCCGGGACUCAUCGUGGACCCACUACCCUCAAGUCACUUUGGCGACCUGCCCGCCGACCUACACUCCGCCCACUACUCUGCACGCUUCAAGCCUUUUCCUGAUGAACUGACGUCACUGCAGGAGACUUGGGAGUGGAGGGGCUGCAAUCACGACUUGCGUUUUGGAGAGCGUUUCUCCAAAGAGUGGCUUGACUCCCGAGGAUCUCCGAAAGACAUCCACGCUCGAAUGAGGAUACAUAACAACCGAGUGGGACGACAGAUAGUAGCUGACAACAUGAAGAGGAGAUGCAAAUGUCAUGGCACUUCAGGGAGCUGCCAGUUCAAGACCUGUUGGCAUGUUUCACCAGAGUUUCGGCUCGUGGGUUCAGUACUCAAGGAAAAAUUCUUGUCAGCCAUUUUGGUUAACUCCCAGAACAAGAACAAUGGAGUUUUCAAUCCUCGAAUGGGGAACGGGCGCCGAAGGAGGAUGGGGAACCUGAACCGAGGUCGUCGUCGCAGCAUAUCCAGAGAGUUGGUGUACUUUGAGAAGUCUCCUGACUUCUGCGAGCGGGAUGUUGCUGUAGACUCUUUGGGCACGCACGGCCGCAUCUGUAACAAAACUAGCCACGGUACGGACAGCUGUGGCUCGCUCUGCUGCGGCCGAGGACUCAACAUACUGAAACAGACCCGCAGUCACCGCUGCAAUUGUAGGUUUCAUUGGUGCUGCUACGUUCUAUGUGAGGAGUGCCGUGUCACAGAAUGGGUCAGUGUGUGCAAGUAGAUCCUAAUUGCCUUUACAUGACAUGGAAAAUCCUUAAUCCUUGUUCAUUGGUUUGGUUCCAUGUGUAAUUUGGAAGAUCCCAGUUUUGUGUUUAUUUCAAUCCAAUCAAUCAAUCAAUCAAUCAAUCAUAGUCCAUUUUUCUAGUGCUUUUCAUUCAUAAAAUGCAUCUCAAAGCCAUUUGCAAACGGAACUUUACCUUUUGUACUUUCACAAGGCCAAGUGAGAGAUUGAAAGACUCCUGUCAUGCUGUGUUACAAUGCUCUCUUCACAGUCCUGCUGCUUUAUUCUAUUGAUGUGUUUUAACUCUACAUGUAUAUUUGUAAAUCUAUUUUUAAUAAUUCUGGCUUUUCAUUGGCUCUUGGCUGGAACAGCUUGGUUGUAAUUAAUCCCUUCUAUUGCUCUUUAAUUUUGCUGUGUAAUUU
This is a messenger RNA of Corythoichthys intestinalis (scribbled pipefish), 1697 nucleotides long. It is a transcript of the gene wnt10b, whose product is annotated as wingless-type MMTV integration site family, member 10b. Gene Ontology annotation, biological process: cell fate commitment; multicellular organism development; neuron differentiation. Gene Ontology annotation, molecular function: frizzled binding; cytokine activity. The record is from RefSeq and is a predicted model, not a curated record. The coding region runs from base 1 to 1275 and encodes 424 amino acids. Lineage: Eukaryota; Metazoa; Chordata; Actinopteri; Syngnathiformes; Syngnathidae. Gene Ontology annotation, cellular component: extracellular region. The transcript is spliced from 4 exons.